AUGUUAUUGGUACAUGCGGAACAAGACCUAGAUUGGAAUACAAAUGAAGAGUUUCUCGUGCAUUCACAUGCACUUGAGAAGGUAGAUUAUUCACCAGAGCAUAACGUGGAACAAAUAACACUUAAAGAUCAAAACCCAGCAUCACGUUCUCAACGUGAGAAACAAGUUGCCAUUAUUACGUAUGCAAAUUUUAAUUCGGUGGACAGAAUUGUUGCUUCGAAACCACUUGAUCCCUUAUUUAUUGAACAUGUGGAAAAAUUUGUCAGAAAAUUGGAAGAAAAUGAUCCACGAUUACGGAAUCAUCAAAUAAGAAUUGAGAAAGUCAAGAAAAAACGAAAUCUGUAUCACGAACGAAAAGAACAACAUUGA
Messenger RNA from Didymodactylos carnosus, 369 nucleotides. NCBI's taxonomy places the organism in Eukaryota, Metazoa, Rotifera, Eurotatoria, Philodinida, Philodinidae. The record is from the annotation of a GenBank genome assembly.